This is a messenger RNA of Colletotrichum spaethianum, 768 nucleotides long. RefSeq lists its product as uncharacterized. The record is from RefSeq and is a predicted model, not a curated record. Bases 1 to 768 code for a protein of 255 amino acids. The transcript has 3 exons. Lineage: Eukaryota; Fungi; Ascomycota; Sordariomycetes; Glomerellales; Glomerellaceae.
AUGAAGUUCUCCACCGCAGCUAUUGCCAUCCUAGCCGGCGUCGUCGCCGCGGCACCCGCGUCAAACGUUGCCCAGAGCCGCGAGCGCCGUGCCACCGGAGGUAGUGACGUCGCCCAGCAAAUGCAGUCCACUUUUGCCCGCAGCAACGGCGACGCCGGCGUCAACGAAGAUGGUGCUGGAGGCGACAACGCUGCCGAUGAAGAGAAUGCCGCCGACAACGGCGGCGGGAAUGCCGCUGAUGAGGAAGAUGCCGCUGGCGGGGGCGGUGCCGUCGAAGAGGAUGCCGCUGGCGGUGCGGCCAACAACGCGACCGCGAGCACCGGAGCCGAUGGCAGCGCCGGAUCCGCCAGUGGGUCCAACAAGAACAAGAACAAAAACAACGCGCGCAGCGGCCGCUCCCUUAACCUCUACGCCGCGAGGAAGAUUACCCGCGGCCACGGGUCCGCUUUCGCUGUUGCCGUCCACAGCGGUGGUAGCGACAGCAGCCCCGGCAGGGGAGACGGGGAGGACUCUGACGGCUCCAGUCCUGUAGAUGUCAAUGACUAUGACAAUGACUGGGACAACGGCAAGAAGCGGUCGAGGAAGAAGCCGUCUUGGACGUCCGAAAAGGGCGGGGGUACUCGGCCCAAGGGCGACGGGAGACUUGAUCGGACUGGUGGCGGUCUCAGGGCGGAGGAGAGUAUCGCGGCGAUUGGCCGGCCGGACGUCCCUGGGUUCGGGCUCGGGUUUACUGAGUUGUCGGAGUUUUACGACAUCCGGUGUGACUAG